AGGAACUCAGCGAGGAAAAGCAGAAGACUUCCCUUUUUCGUAUGCAAAAAGGUCCAUGGUGUACAGAUUCUGUUGAGUGCAUUUUGUUGUUUUUAGAAUUGUGGUCGUAAGUAGGGUGAGAUUUCCUUCGGCGACGUCGGCUAGAUCACAGUAAAGACUUUUGCAGAAGCAGACCCGGGGGGCUAGCCUCGGCCGCCCCGGGGGUUGAAAGUAAGAUGACACGGGCGCAAGAAGGAACAGGGGCCCCCGCUCUCUCCCGGACUUCUAAGGUGCACUUGCGACGAGCGCGGUUUGUGUUCUACUUUCCUCUGACAUUUCUUGUUCACCUUCACGGACAAUGUGUGGUGACUUCCGAGAGUCGAUUAGGGACGACGUCGAUCCGGGGGGACGAGAGCACGACGAUGACUGCAGGCGAAAACACAAGUAAUCAUUUUGCCGACCUGGACGCUGUAGAGGACCAAGAGGAUGAAAAAGCGGUUUACAGUACGGAGUCGCGCUACUUCCUUCCGCCCACAAUCGGAGGAACUGGUACAUUUGCACAGCUCGUCGAGGAGGAUGAUCAUAUCCUGGUGUAAAAUCGCGUGUGGCGGGUCGUCCAUCUCUUUCAAAAAAAUCUUAUAUGAAGUAUGCGCAGGAAAGCAUUUUUUUGAUUUUAUUUGUAUCAGUAUUCGGGAAUGUCAAUAGCAAAACUCAAUAGGGAGACUGGACGCGUUGCCGCGUUUUUUACACCGGAUGAUCUUCGAAGGUGUACACCAGCGAACGAGAGGCGCCCUUUUUAGCCGAAGGAUGAGGAGCAGCAUUAUCCUCUGUAAAAACGUAACCGCCCUGGCCCUAGAGUUGUUUUCAUGGGAGUCUACAUCCACACGCAGAAGGUGUUUCGUGCGCAUCCUCAAUAAGACGCGUUUUGUAGUUUUCCUUCGACGAAAUUUGUCAUGCGCUAGUAAACCUGAAAAACCUUCUUGUUCUGAAGAGGUCACGCUAGAUAACUAUGCGACACUGGGGCCCGAGGUCGUCUAGCGGGCCCUAAUUCGAGGACUUGAUGUCUAAGUGGAGUCUCAUCCUGACGGGGAGGUGGGGAGGUCUUUACAUGGGAUUAUGAGCACCAGCUUGACAUUUUUGCCUCUGCAGUUGAACGCCACCAGGUCGACGUUCCCCGGUGCAAAGGAAGGGACAAGCCUGGUUGAGCAGCAGUGGCCGGCUGACGUUGCGGCCGCGAUUGCCAAUAUUGAAGCCGGCGUUGACAAGAAUCUGUACGAGUGGACACAACCCGGGUACUGUGCGUGCCAAGGAAAUUUUUGCCCCACGAAGCUCGAUUUAUCACCCGAAGGCUUCAAUACAUGUCAAGCUAACUGCACAAGUAACGCGGCGUGUAUGGGGUUCGCCUAUUCCAGUAACUGCGAAUAUUAUGUGCAACACACACUUGUCGAUGGCGUGGCGCUGAGGUUCCAUAGCGGCCAGCUAAUAUGCAAAACGAUUAGAACUACGCCCCUGCCGCACAAAACGUUGAAAAAGAUUUCCGAACACGAAUACCACAAGAACGAACGUGCAUCAUUGGAAUCCAAUUCUUGCAAUCCAGAGACAGCUUCACAGGACGAAAACGAAACGCAGAGUAUACUGGGGCUGCAUGUUCUAUAUACUUAGAACGAAACGCAAAUAGUGCAUACAUGGAAAAAAGUUAUCAAGUACAUGCACCUAGAACUUUUGUCCAGUCUCGAUAAAAGAUUUUGGGGCGGGGGCGUGAUUAUGUAAAUUCUAUAGACCCAAUCGGACAAAAUGAACAAGCUCGGCAAAAACGAAGCCGCCGAUAGCCGGAACAGAUUCACUAAAAGCACGUGGUUACCAUUCGGUUGUCUGCGAAAGAAACCAGGCAAGCAUCGGAGCUCUUUCGUGACGCGAUAUCGCUCCCUUUGUUUAAGAGGCAUCUGUGGGUGUGGGCCGUCGACUAUGAGAGUACACAACUCCGCCUCCCUCUCAUUUGAAGGGCACACGCAGCAACACAAGCCCUGGCAUAAGUGCCGCUUUUGCAUAACAAGUUCGAGAUAGAUUCUAUUGCUGUUUCGGCUUCCGGAAUCUGUCAUGCAAGUAGUGCCAGAGAGGAAAGCGUUGGUUUGGUAUUUUGCAUGACAAACGAGGGGGAGGGGGAGUUGUGGAGUGUCAUAUCCACGGUUUGCAAAACCAAGCUUGUGGUCCGAGGGCUGGCGUCGCAGCAGGCUUGUGAACAGAAGUGCGACGCAGCGCAGGACUGUGCGGCGUACAUGUUUGGCUCUGUGUCAGACGCGCAGGGUUCCGAUCCGGGCGCCCCUCUUGAGCCAAAGACGAAUUACAAUGAAAAAAUCGCCGGAACUUGCCGUCUGUUCGAGAACACGCGAGACAGAGAAGGUUUUGCUUACCCGCCCGAUGGUGUGUUCUUGUUUGAUGAAAUUUACGACAACUCAGCCCUUUCUCCUGGAGACCUACGCGAUCCGUCGAAAUGGAGGAGGAGAACUGAUGAAAACGGGACCGUGCUCGUAGACAACGUUGUAUCUGGAGGAAAAACGUCCACGCCCCGUAGUUAAGUCAGAUGGGGAACCUGAUAUGAGGCAUCAUGUUGAGAUUGAGAAGUUUUCUGGAUUCCGCAUCAGAGCAGCAUACUAGUCGUACUUGUCUAGUACUAGAAAACCCGCAGCACAAAUUGGCCCUCUUGUCCUGAUGAGAGCAUGACUAAGUCCAAAUAGAUACCACUUAGGAAAAAUGCUCCUUAUGGAACCAACUGCGCGUGAGAGACGUCCGAGACGUGCGGACUUGCAUGAAAGAUGUGGGGUGAGGACGUUUCCAUAUUGGAUACGUAGAUGAGGCGGAAGAUUUUUUGUGGCUACGCGAGUUCUGCAUGAACAAGAUGGAUACUCGUGUGGCCAAUGCUACACACCAUGGCGGCGGCGUCAUGGCAAACGGAACAGGAGGUUCUGGCAGUGCAGUAUCCGCGUCAGACGAUUCGCUUCUAG
This is a messenger RNA of Amoebophrya sp. A120, 2981 nucleotides long. The record is from the annotation of a GenBank genome assembly. Lineage: Eukaryota; Dinophyceae; Syndiniales; Amoebophryaceae.